Menidia menidia (Atlantic silverside) is the source of this 378-nucleotide messenger RNA. The record is from the annotation of a GenBank genome assembly. Lineage: Eukaryota; Metazoa; Chordata; Actinopteri; Atheriniformes; Atherinopsidae.
AUGCAGCUUGGCCUUCUGAUAGGCUGUGAAGGUGGGAAAGGGGAUGCCAUUCCACAUGAUGUCUUCGAUAUGGCAGUUGUGGUGGAGGAGACCAUUGUGUUUCACAUUGUGAAGGAUGUGGCACAUUGCUUCGCCAUGCUUAUGGGUGUCAUCUACAGUGUCAAUCUCAAGUAUCCAGAAGCCAUGAAGUAUUCCUUUGAGUUUAUUCAGAAAGUGGUGAUGAAAAUAAAAGCGGAGCAGGCUUUGGCUCAAGUACAUGGCUUGAGAAACAGAAUCCAUAGCAAAGAGGAUGAUGAGGAAAACCCUUCGCAAGCUCCAACAGAAUGCCCCCCCAACCCUUUCAGCAAGUUCAGAAUGUCCAGCCCCUUCAGCAGGUAA